Molecule: messenger RNA, 1242 nt
Organism: Epithele typhae
Lineage: Eukaryota; Fungi; Basidiomycota; Agaricomycetes; Polyporales; Epitheliaceae
Exons: 2
Coding region: 1-1242 (413 amino acids)
Source: RefSeq, a predicted model, not a curated record
AUGCAGGGCAAUUUACUUCCUCCAGAGCUGCAGGAUCGGAUCAUCGACUUCGUCCAAGCUGUCGCACCCGAGUCGCUUACCGCAUGUGCUCUCGUCUCUCGUGCCUGCCGCGCUCGCGCUCAACACCUCAUAUUCUCGUGCACCACCGUCCGGAACAUAGGCGGCUAUCAUACCAAACAUCGAGACGCUUUUCUCGACAUCCUUUCCGCCAAUUCGCAGCUCGCCCUGAAUGUUUCCUCGCUCACGCUCCAGCGAUACGACUGGGUGCCAAGCGUCAUAUGGGGAUCUCGCGAUCUAAACUGGAUUGAGCCGCUGGUGAACCUCCACACGCUCACGCUGAAAGCCGCCCCACCCUCAUGCGUGUCCAUGCAUACCCUCUUCCCCAUCCUGCGCAUCUUGCCCCGUCUCGAAUCUCUGGUCCUCCACGGUGUCUUCGUCGGGAGCCAUAAGCAAGCCGAAGCAUCGUCUGUCCCUUCUCCCCCAAGCGAGGUCUCGACAACGAUCGGCCUUCAGAACCUCCGCUGCACAGUAUACAUUCCCAUGGCCGUAUGGCCUAGGGGGGUGUAUCUCACUCCCGUCGAUACUCUCUUCAAGGCGUUGGUAGAUCACGGACUUGUGAAGCAGGGCGGUCUCAAGACGCUCGACAUCCCGCACUACCUUCCCUGGGAUCGCCCAGAACCUUCCCAGGCAUUUCUCGCUCAAACAGACACCUCUCGACUGCAAAGAUUCGGUGCGAUCUUUGUGGACAAGCGAGGAGAUGGAAGCCCGAUUGCCCACCAGGUCCGCGACAUGUCACGUUGCAUACAACUCUGUUCGUUCCUGCGCUCUCUGGAAAUCACCUACAUCGACCGGAAAUGCUACGGGGAGUAUGGGCUCGCUCUCUCCGAUAUCCCACAGCAGCCCUCCGAUUUCAUCGACUCUCUCCACGAACACCUCGCGCACGCGCCGUCUCCCCAUCCGACUCUAAAAGAGCUCUCAUUCACGAUCGUUUACCCCACCUGCCGCAUGGACGCGCACUUCAAGCCCGCACUAGCACUCCUCGCUCAGGUGCUAUGCGAUUCCGUACGGUACCCACGCUUCCGUCGCGUGCACGUGCACCUCCUAGUCCGCGAUCGAAUGACCACGGCGGCCCCUUGGCCGUGGGACGCCUCGCCGGAGGAUACUACGAACAGAGGAAUGUGGCUUUUCUCUCCAUUUGCGCACGGUGGCAUGGAGGUUGAGGUGGACGCUAAGUUAUUUUGA